UCUUCUUUCUGUGUCGGCAAGAAGCAAGCAACGCCUUGAAAUUUGUGUUUAACAGUACCCAGUUAUUUCAGCAUUCGUUGUUUUAUGUAAUUUAUAACGUGGGUUAAUCAUGUCAGAUUCGGAUGGAAAAAGCACACCUGUGAAAAUAAAAGAAGAAUUGGACGACGAUGAACCCAAAUUAAUGAGUUUAGAGAAGCUGGAUCAAGAAUCCUCUGAGAUGUGGCCAGAGAAAGGUUCAGCAAUGCACGGAUUUCAUACGCCUAGUUUGAAUUUUUCUCCCCCGGCAUGGACGAAAGGUUUAACGCAAGACGAUAUUAACUCCAUGUAUCAGCUGGGAGCAUUAUCGACUAACGGUAUCAUCGCUGAGGUGAAGAAAAUGUAUGACCAAGCGUAUCAGCUGGGAGUUCAAGAGGCAAAGGAAAUGACACGGGGUAAAUAUCUGAAUAUCUUUACCAGCAACCGAAAGAAAUCGUGAUAAGAAGAAUAAUGCAUUAUAAGUUUUAAUUCGUUUUGGUUUUCAGAAGUAUGUUUUUUUUU
Molecule: messenger RNA, 537 nt
Organism: Ochlerotatus camptorhynchus
Lineage: Eukaryota; Metazoa; Arthropoda; Insecta; Diptera; Culicidae
Gene: lin-52
Product: lin-52
Exons: 4
Coding region: 110-475 (121 amino acids)
Biological process (GO): regulation of DNA-templated transcription
Cellular component (GO): DRM complex
Source: RefSeq, a predicted model, not a curated record